Messenger RNA from Colletotrichum gloeosporioides, 306 nucleotides. RefSeq lists its product as uncharacterized. The record is from RefSeq and is a predicted model, not a curated record. NCBI's taxonomy places the organism in Eukaryota, Fungi, Ascomycota, Sordariomycetes, Glomerellales, Glomerellaceae. Bases 1 to 306 code for a protein of 101 amino acids. The transcript has 2 exons.
AUGGGUUCUCGGCCGCAGCAAGCCUCGUGGUACGACACGAUGAUGACUUACUUGCUUCUGGCCCCGGAUUACCCUACUGUGGUCAGGUACAUAUCAGGCGCUUUCAUUGCGCUGGGCCUGUUUUUUGUGGUUCCCAUUAUCCUGUUGAUUGGAUUUGACUUCGUUGUCUGGGUCUACCGAAUCUGCUGGAAUCGCCCCUGGCAGGAGUCAAGAAAUGGUCAACUCAGACCUCCCACAGCUGCUCGACAUGCCCCAGAGACAGCCGAUGGCCUGACAGAUGUGAAGCAGCGCAUCAAAACUGCAUAA